Ambispora leptoticha is the source of this 2625-nucleotide messenger RNA. NCBI's taxonomy places the organism in Eukaryota, Fungi, Glomeromycota, Glomeromycetes, Archaeosporales, Ambisporaceae. The record is from the annotation of a GenBank genome assembly.
AUGGUGCCAGAUGCUACAUCUUACAAUGACGGGACAGUGCUACUGCAUCUACAUUAUAAUGAUAACCCAAGCGCAAUUUUUAAUUCAUCGAAAAUAUCGUUACGAUUGAUUUUUCCAAAUGGAACUGUACGAGCACUGGAUGUAGAAAUGGGGAAUUAUUAUGAUUCGACAGAAUAUCCUUCGGUGUUUGUUUAUGCGUUGACAAACAAUAAUAUAUUUAUUACGUAUUUGACCUAUACGCGUAAACUCGCAAUCAUUUCAAAUUGGGAUGGAAAAAUCACUUUUGGUCCUUAUGAUCUGGUUGGAUUUAAUAACUAUCGUGAACUUUUUGUACCUAACGUUAAUCCCUCCAAAGGCUUUUUAUGGGCUCAAUGUUCUCCGACUAAUAUCACAUGGUUCCAAUUCACUGCACCUGAUCAAAACGGCCAGAUCUCUCUUAUGAAAACAGGCGUUAUCGUAUCACCUGUAGGGACAAAUUUCAGUCAAGCAAAAGCAUUUCCUACAGUAGACGGAAACUACGGAAUGACAUUAACCGCGCAAACUAACAGAGUAAAAAUUUACAAUGUUGAUAAUUCCACCGUUCCUUUAUCGCCAAAUUGGUUCGCAUAUGCGACCUUUUUAGAUCCGGAGGAAAGCAAAGAAAAUCAAAUGUUUUUGAUUUAUCAGACGAGUGUGAAUUUGACUGAUUUGGAAAUAUGUGAUUGCAGUGCACAUUAUGAUUCGAGCGGGUAUACAUGCAUACUAUUAGCAGAAUUCAAUAAGGAAACUCCGGAAUCAGCGUUUAUGAAAGUUUCUUUCUAUUCAACAGGCUCGAUCCUGGAUAUUGACCAAUUUAAUAUCGAAGCCGAUCACAGUCUUCCCGUGAACCAAUCGUGGAUUUACAAAAUUCGUCCAUUAUAUUACGGCGGGUACAUGACGCUUGAUUUGAAUAUGACUGCAUCCACUCUCACUGGACUCAUUUACGAUCGCGACUCCAAAUUUGUUUCAAAUUGGCAAAUUCCUGACGCUAUGCCAUUACAAGGAUUUAUUGGUCAAGGGCUUCUGCCAAAUAAUACUUUAUGGUUGUCAUAUAUGCAGAUGGUGAAUAAUAAUAGUUGGUCACUAAUUACGACUGAUAUGCCAAAAAUGUUUGAAGACAAUCUCGGAUUCAACAAUCCAAAUGUCAUCAAAGUAUCACCUUACAACCAAAACGUAUCUGUCGGCUGGUCAGGUCAAAUAUCUCUUACAUAUCGAUACCCAAUUGUAUUAUCCUCCGCGAAUAUAUCAAUCUAUCAAUAUCGCGAAAACGGGAACGAUUUGCUACGUCAAACCAUCAAUCCUCAAACAAAGUCAUCGUUUUGUGAAGUGAGCAAUGAUCCAAAUACAAUCACGUGUAUGAUUCUACCAACUACGUGUAGCCUCCCGGAUGCUAAAUAUUAUGUUGUGGUCGAUAAUAAUUUUGCUAAAACUGCUGGGGUAAAUGAACCUCUAUUUGGAAUCAAGCCUUAUUUAUGGAAUUUCACAACAGAAUCAGUUGAAGUUGAUGCGCAAUAUGUUGGGUCCGCUCUAUCUUUAAUGAGACUAUCGCUCGAGGGCUCAACUUUGUUCAAAAAUCUCACCUAUUCUGAAAAGAAGAAAUUUUUUGACGGAAUACAAAACUCACUAGCGGAAAUUUUGCCAGUUGAUCCUAGUCGGAUAAUUCCAACGUACAAGUCACAAGCCGACCCGACCAAUACGGACUUGCAGCUUUUACAAUUUAAGGUGAUGCCCGUCAACAAUUUACGACAACCUAAUGUCAAAAGUAUUAUUUCAUCAGUUGACGUGUUGAUACGUAACAAAUAUAUGACGGGAUUAUCAAGUGAUAAUUAUAUGAAGUAUUCAGAUGAAGCUUAUGGAUUCCAAGCAACACCAAAUUUAUGGGAUGAGAUUAUGUACAGAUUAAUUGGUGGACUUGCAGCAUUUGUGGUAUUAGCAGUGGUUUAUGUUAUUGCACGCCGAAAAAACAAAGAUGCAAAGAAUUUGAUGAUACUCAAAUUUGCACUUUCGGUUACCGAUUUAACAUUCGAUACUCUUUUCGUAGUGAAAAACUCAAGAGAUGUUCCAUGUCUCUUCGUACCGAGUUUGUUCUUUUACGUGUUUCCAUUUUGCAUAAAUUUCUUCUGGGGAUACGCUAUUCUAUUCAGACAAACGCGUCAAUACGAAGAAUUCUCCAAAUGGCUCAAAGAUAACACAAAAAUUGCGACAUUUUUCACAAUAUUAGGUGGAUCUAGCGUGGAAUUGCUUGGUAUUUUGUCGUCACAUAUUUUCGGCCUGGGAUGUUUUAAUGCGCCGUUUCAAGGAGAAGCAGAAAAUUUGAUAUUGUCGGGUGCGAUUUUGAAUCUCAUAAUUGAAGAUAUCCCACAGCUUUUAAUUCAGAUUUUGUACGAAUCCAAAACUGUAUCAUACAGUAUUAUUCCACUAUCCACACUUAUUGUCACUUCCAUAGUAUUAGUCUUCAACAUACUUGCACGUACGUACGAUACGAUUGUAAUCUGUCGCGGGCAUAAUCGGUAUCAAAAAACGGCUAUCGGUCCGAAUUAUAAUAAGGAGUUAGAAAAUGACAAAACGUCUGAAACUAAGAUAUCCCAUACAGUCGGAUAUCUCUAA